Angiostrongylus costaricensis is the source of this 2136-nucleotide messenger RNA. Lineage: Eukaryota; Metazoa; Nematoda; Chromadorea; Rhabditida; Metastrongylidae. The record is from the annotation of a GenBank genome assembly.
AUGAAGAAAGUCACUGUGUUGGACGCCGUCUCAUUAGCUAGCAGUGUUGAGUUCCACUCCCAGAAUAAAGAUGGAUUCAUCGGAAGAUGGAUACACUACUUUACUGACCGAGCACUGCUGAAACGUCUUGUGAGUUCAGUCGCAUCUCAUGCUUUUGCUCUAGUUCUCCUUCUUGAAACACACGAAGACUCCGAGUUGAAGACGUUUAUUGCUCAAAAGCUCUUCAAAGUUGAUGGGAUUCUCUGUGAUGAACAGACACGACUUGAACUGAUACAAAGUAUGAUCGUACAGUCAUCUGUUUUCGAUCUCAAUGAAGACGAUCUUAUCAGAAAAUAUGGGUACGGACGAUUUGAUAUCCAAACUUUUGAUGUUUUCUUCUUCAUUUGCAUCCUUUUAAUACUGAAUUCUAGUGAAGAGAUGACUGGCUGGUUAAUGGAUCGUCUAGUGCCAUCGAUCAGUGAGUGCACCAGUAUUGCUGCACGUAUCUCAAGAUUUGCCGAACAGAUGACUGACAGACUGAAGUGGUCGUUUCUCAUGGAGCCUGGGAAGUUCAACUGUCACAUGAUGACAUCACAAUUUUUCUUUUUUUUUGUUUCUUUUUACCUCAAUUUCCUUUCCUACUUCAAUUCCUUUUGUGUGGUGUUUUCAAUGUUUUAUCAGGAAUUCACAGCGGAAUUCAAUAGACUGGAGUCGCUUUUCUCCGUAAAUGAACUCAGUCCGGAGGAAGCUUCACAGACCGCUUUCAACGCUAAUUAUAUGACGAAAGCAAGGAGCAAACAUCGUUCCAGGAUUUCUGAAAAUGUCAUUUGUUCAGUGAUUCCAUGCUGUGAUGCCUCGCGUGUGCGUCUUCGCGACAAUGACUCUCCUCAGAUCAGUCGGGCCGAUGUUGUUGGAGAGAUUUUUGCAAUUUUCAGUGGAACACCAGACUUCAUCCACGCAAAUUAUGUUCGUGGUGGUCCGCUACUAAACACGUUUAUCUGUACUCAAGCUCCGCUUCAAAGCACCCAGUCUGAUUUCUGGAGAAUGGUAAUCAUAACGGAAUGGAAGUUCCUUUCUCAUCAUUCAACUAAUUUAUCAAUGGAAAUAAACAAAGGUGUAUAUCAGGAAAGAUCGAACUUUAUUAUUAUGCUAUGUAGCGCAGUGGACAAGAAUUCCUUGGGUCCUCUCGAUCGAUCAUCUACUCCCCACUGUUUAUAUUAUUGGCCAAGAUCCGUGGGAGAAUCCCAAAGAUACGGCUCGCUUCUUGUACGUAACGUACGUGUUGAUGGCACUGUUGAUCCUUUGUUCAAUGUCACCUAUCUGGAGGUUCAAUCUGUGGACAAUAGCGACGAGUCAGCUAUACUCACAGUGGAGCAUUGGCAGUGGGAUUGGCAGCAAAUGUGUGAUGUACAUUGGCCCUUUCGAGUACUCAGAAAAAGUUCCAUUCCACAUUUUAAAGUGGAUAAAAACUACAUAUUUAGGGCUCGUCUUCAAGUGACACCAACUAUCGUACAGUGUUUGGAUGGUUGUGGUCGAAGUGGGACGCUUGUGACCAUCGAAACAGUGCUAAUGCAGUUUCUUCGAGGCUGCCCUCUUGAGGAUGACAUCGUAUUCUUGUCAGCAUUAUUCGUUCGCCUACAACGUCGUCUUGCUGUGUCAACGUCGAUUCAUUAUCUUUUUAUUUAUCGCACCGUCCUUCACUGGAACCGUCAUAAGGGUAAAGUUGGAGAAAUUCGACCAGGAGUAAACCGUAAUUCAGGUCAGAAAUAUGGCGUCAACGACAAAGUUGCGGAUGCUCGGGAGGCUGUAAAAGAAGAAGAGGAAAGCUUUGAAAAAGUUAAUAAUCCUCGACCAGCUCAGACACGUAUUCGUGAUCAUAAACUCAAAUACUGUAUUCCCCAUACUGAAAUCCGAGUUUUGGAGAUUCCAAGUGCACAUUCGAAAUUCGAAAAAUCACACUCUAAUGGAAUUGCGACCUUUAAACUUUGCAAUGAACUAAGGAUCAAAGUUGGCUGGGCGUUAGAAGACCUAGACCUUACUUUUCAGACCAUAACAAAACAACAACCCAACCUUGUGCAGAAUUUGAAGAAGAAGCUACCGAAGGAGAUGCCAAAACUUGCGGAACAACUGUCCCAAGACGAGCACCAGCACCCUUAA